Molecule: messenger RNA, 1234 nt
Organism: Exophiala viscosa
Lineage: Eukaryota; Fungi; Ascomycota; Eurotiomycetes; Chaetothyriales; Herpotrichiellaceae
Product: cell division protein Cdc14
Exons: 2
Coding region: 185-1063 (292 amino acids)
Source: RefSeq, a predicted model, not a curated record
GUCGGGGGCCUGAACUUGCGCCUAAUGGACUUGAUCCCCGCAUGUUUGGAUCUAACUUGUUGUGGCCUUGACAACCAGGAACCCUUGAGCACUUUAUCAGAGGUCAUUCUUUAUUCAAGACCGUUCCAUCAUUACACAGGCACACUUCCAGACUCCCAGCAGUAAGCCGCACGUACAAUUCAUCAUGGAGACACUCCUCUCCCACUCCUUCGACUAUCUCUCUUCCCCUUCUCCUCAGAAAAUCCGCAAAGGCCUGCGCCAGGUCGAAGGCCUCCUCGCGCAACUAUGUCUCUCCAAAACCCCAGCUGCAAACAAGCGACACUCACUGCAGCCAACAUCAUCCCCAAACAGCAAGAAGCUCGGUGAACUGCCAGAAGACCCUGCCUUUCAAGAAUUCUACAAACUGCAGCAGAGCUUCCAAUGGAACAUUGCCAUGAGACUGGUUGCAUGUCUAGAGAGACUACUGGGAAAAGAGAGCAACGGAACAAAUGACAUGUUGAUCAUUCAAACACUGGACCUCAUUCAAGGAGUCCUACUUCUACAUCCCCCUUCGCGAGCGCUCUUCUCGCAGGAGAUAUACAUGAACCUCUUCCUCGACCUGCUCGACCCUGCAAACUGCCCUGCCAUCCAAUCCUCUACCAUCAUGGCCCUCGUCACAUCACUACUGGACCACCCACAGAAUGCACGAACAUUCGAAGCCACUGACGGGCUGUUAGUGGUCACUUCACUGUUCAAAUCACGCAGCACAUCUCGGGAAGUCAAGCUCAAACUGGUCGAGUUUCUGUACUUCUACCUCAUGCCCGAGACACCCGCUCCGAAGACUUCAGCAUCUGCUUCCGCCCCAAACACGGCGAUAUUGGGCGGACGUGGAAAAGAAUUGAUGCAAGCAUUCGACCGGCGGAGGGAGACCGUCAAUGGACCUGACGCAGUCAAGAACGCCAAUGGCAACACGAGGACAACGGAGGAGAAACAGUCUCUAUUGGGCAAGCACUUGAGCAAUGUGCAGGAUUUGGUUGAGGAUCUGAAAGAAGGAGGUGGCGUCUUUGGCGUGGGUGCGAUGUAACAACAGUACUGUCACUGCGGCGUUAAAGAUAUCUGUUUGAGAUACCCAAUGCUUGAAAUGAAUUUGAAUGCAACCUUUGACCAACAUUCUGACUCCCUAUCGGCGCCCGAGAACACACGAGAACACGACAUAGCCGUCGAGAUCGUGCUGUGACUCAUGCUCUCUGAAAGG